Mesocricetus auratus (golden hamster) is the source of this 1635-nucleotide messenger RNA. RefSeq names its product cytochrome P450 2B1-like. Gene Ontology annotation, biological process: xenobiotic metabolic process. The transcript is spliced from 9 exons. The record is from RefSeq and is a predicted model, not a curated record. Bases 1 to 1476 code for a protein of 491 amino acids. Gene Ontology annotation, molecular function: oxidoreductase activity, acting on paired donors, with incorporation or reduction of molecular oxygen, reduced flavin or flavoprotein as one donor, and incorporation of one atom of oxygen; heme binding; iron ion binding. NCBI's taxonomy places the organism in Eukaryota, Metazoa, Chordata, Mammalia, Rodentia, Cricetidae. Gene Ontology annotation, cellular component: intracellular membrane-bounded organelle; cytoplasm.
AUGGAACCCAGUGUCCUGCUCCUCCUCGUGCUCCUUGUUGGCUUCUUGCUGCUCCUAGUCAAGGGCCACACAAAUGCCCAUGGCCACCUCCCACCAGGACCCCGUCCCCUGCCCCUCUUGGGGAACCUCCUGCAGAUGAACAGAAGAGGCCUCCUCAACUCCUUCAUGCAGUUUCGAGAAAAAUAUGGAGAAGUGUUCACAGUGCACCUAGGACCGAGACCUGUGGUCAUGCUGUGUGGGACAGGGGCCAUAAGGGAGGCUCUGGUGGACCAAGCUGAGGCUUUCUCUGGCCGGGGGACAGUUGCUGUGAUUGAGCCAACUGUACAGGGAUAUGGUGUGAUCUUUGCCAAUGGGGAACGCUGGAAGGUCCUUCGGCGAUUCUCUGUGGCCGCCAUGAGAGACUUUGGGAUGGGGAAACAGAGUGUGGAGGAGCAGAUGCAGGAGGAGGCCCGGUGUCUGGUGGAGGAGCUGCAGAAAUCCCAGGGAGCCCCCCUGGACCCCACCUUCCUCUUCCAGUGCAUCACCGCCAACAUCAUCUGCUCCAUUGUCUUUGGAGAGCGCUUUGACUACAAAGACGGCCAGUUCCUGCGCCUGCUGGACCUGUUCUAUCAGACCUUCUCACUCAUCAGCUCAUUCUCCAGCCAGAUGUUUGAGCUCUUCUCUGGCUUCCUGAAGUACUUUCCUGGUACCCACAAACAAAUCUCCAAAAACCUGCAGGAAGUCCUUGACUACAUUGGCCACAGCGUGGAGAAGCACCAGGAGACCUUGGACCCCAGCAAUCCAAGAGACUUCAUCGACACCUACCUUCUACGCAUGGAGAAGGAGAAGUCCAACCCACACACGGAGUUCCAUCACCAGAACCUCAUGAUCUCCGUGCUUACUCUCUUCUUUGCUGGCACCCAGACCAACAGCACCACGCUCCGCUAUGGCUUCCUGCUCAUGCUCAAGUACCCCCAUGUUGCAGAGAAAGUCCAAAAGGAGAUCGAUCAGGUGAUCGGCUCACACCGACUCCCAACACUUGAUGACCGCACCAAAAUGCCAUACACCGAGGCCGCCAUCCAAGAGAUUCAGAGAUUUUCAGAUCUUGCUCCAAUUGGUAUUCCACACAAAGUCACCAAAGACACUUUGUUCCGAGGGUACCUGCUCCCCAAGGACACUGAAGUGUACCCCAUCCUGAGCUCAGCUCUCCAUGACCCACAGUACUUUGAACAACCAGACACCUUCAAUCCUGACCACUUCCUGGAUGCCAAUGGGGCACUGAAGAAAAUUGAAGCUUUCAUGCCCUUUUCAACAGGAAAGCGCAUGUGUCUUGGAGAAGGCAUCGCCAGCAACGAAUUGUUCCUUUUCUUCACCACCAUCCUCCAGAACUUCUCUGUGUCCAGUCCCGUGGAUCCUAAGGACAUUGACAUCAGUCCCAAGGAGAGUGGUGUAAGCAAAAUCCCACCAAAGUACCAGAUUCUCUUUCUGCCCCGCUGAAUGGGCGGAGGGAAGAGGGUCAACGGAUUUCAAUGCUCUCACUUCUGUCUGUGGUGUCAUGUUCUCCCCUAUGAACGGAAUUGACAAAGAAAAGGAAAAACCAGUCCAGUGCCUUUCUUGAAGUAUGAACAGAGAGACUUCUGGAGACCCCAGCUUGUU